AUGCCACCUACUCAAUCAUCAUCUCACCUGGUGGAUUGCCACCCACAACCACGUCCCUCCCAACCCGAAAUCCAGCCAGGCGCCUACAACCCGCUGUCCCCCGACUACUUCUGGGACACAGCAUACACAUUCCCUUCCCCCAUGGCAACUACACCCCUCCCCGUGGUCAUCAAAGCCACCCACAAACCCACAAUGUCGGCGGCAACCCACACCGCCGCCAAAGCAGCCACCCCUCCCCACGCCCCGGGUAGUCAGCAACCCCAUCUUCGCAACCGCUGCGCAAAGCCUGUUAAAGGCCCUGUAUUCGGCAACGCUCGCGGACCGCCACCCGCCAACCCUUGGGGUGGCGACGUCUUCGCCAGGAUCAAGGCUGAUGAUGAGGUUGUGAGGGAGCGGGCAAAUGAGGAGAUUGAGAGGGAAGGGGGUUUGUUCCGUCCCAAGAUGACGCAGACGUGGAGGGGUGGGGGUGGGAAGAAGGUAAUUGAGGUGUUUGAGGAGGAGAUGGGGGAGUGA
This is a messenger RNA of Alternaria ventricosa, 513 nucleotides long. RefSeq lists its product as uncharacterized. Bases 1 to 513 code for a protein of 170 amino acids. The record is from RefSeq and is a predicted model, not a curated record. NCBI's taxonomy places the organism in Eukaryota, Fungi, Ascomycota, Dothideomycetes, Pleosporales, Pleosporaceae. The transcript has a single exon.